AUGAUGAAGGGUAACAGCGUGUCAUUGCGAUCUUUAUCUCUCUGUCUUCUCUUUUCCCUGUUGCUGUUCUCCUUCUGUAUGGACACACGCUCCAGUGCAACCGACGGGGCAGACAAAGCGGAGUCUGCUGUCUCGGCUGCUCCAGAAAGCGCGGAAGAACCGAGUGGAGAGGACGCCAGCGAGUCGAGCUUGGGGGAGGACGAGGAAGACAGCGAAGAGGAGGAUGAGAAUGAGGACGAGGACUUUUCUUCCCUUUUUGGGUCCCUCGGCGGUGGCGGUUUUGGCAGGGGUCUGGACAACUUGCAGGGGAUGUCGGGGCUGUUCGACAAUUUGGGAACUGACUCCGAUGGAGAGCACAAACUUGGAAACCUAGCCAGUUUACUUCCGAACCUCGGGAUGAUCGGCAAGGGGGGCGGCGACGGCAAAGAGGAACUCGCAGAGCUCCUGAGCAAGGCCAGCGCGCAACAGAACUCAGGAACCAACCAGGUGUCUCCCGACUUCGUGAACCAGAUCUUCUCGAUGCUUUCGAAAAACAACACCGCUCUCAACGACAUCAUGAGCGAGUUCAUGCAGGAUCCGUACAUGGACAUCAAAGAGACCGAGCGGCCGAAAAUUGAUCCAGAGGUUUUCGCGAACCCUCCAGCACAAACAGACAACGCAGCUGGCAACGCCAAAGACGGUGAGACACCUGAGAGUUCCCCUGCAGAGGCUUACGCAUCUGACGCGGCGACAGCAGAUGGCCCUGAAGAGAUCAUUCUGUCGAAAAUCAAAAAAUUCGUCAAGAAACCCGGAGACCGCGACGCUGACAACGCUGCUGCCGACCCGUUCGCCGAAACAAAUGACGCUGGCGUCUGCCACAUUCUCGUUCUCUCUGGAGGAGGUGCACGAUCCGCAUUUCAGGCGGGAGGGAUUGUCGGACUUGCCGAGCAAUACAAGGCGCAAGGCCGUGAACUGAAGUGGGACGUUGUUACUGGCGUUGGCUUCGGCGGUGUACAGGCAGCUUUCGGCCUUCCCUUCAAACCAGGGCACAACGGCGAGCUAGACUACGGCGAGAGCCUGUGGAGGUUUUGGCAGGGUUUGAAGAAGGAGGACAUUUUGAAGUGUGAGAACGGAAUGAAAGAUUUGAUGGACAUUCGCGCAACGAUGCAGUGGAUCCAGAAGUCCCAAAAGUACGCGUCGAAUGUGGCGAAGUUGCUGAAGGUUCCCCUGCCGCAUCCCUGCGACACUGCGCCGUUGGCGGCCACACUGAAGAAUUACCUUUCCAAGUUGGCGGAGAAAAGCGAACCUGCACCCGACGACAGGGAGCCCCGAGUGGCGGUCUUGACUGCAGCAAAGCUCGGAGGGGGCCGUCACACGUGGACGUUGCUUCCGUCGCAGCUGGAAACAAAGCAGUGCAAGAGCGAAGACGGGUCGCCGUGUUCGGAGGGCUCGCCAUCUCAGAGCGCCGCGGAUGUCGAUACACGCGCCCCGGUCUUGGUCGCCAUGGCAGCCACGGCCGCGAUCCCAGGCACUUUUCCGCCGGUCGCGCUCCCGAAUGCCAAGGGAAAGCUCGAAGGCAUGAUUGACGGCGCGGUGAACUCCUUUCUGAACGUCCUGCCGGGAGUGAGUGCGUGUCAGGAGCGCGUGAAACGCAGCAAAAAGAAUCCCUUCUCCGACGAAGAGGUUGCGCAAGGCAAAGGCAUCGUCCUCGACUUUGUUCUGUCCGUUGAAGCCGACAAACCCAACACGGAAGGGACCAUGGCCGACGAAGAAGAAGAAGAGGACAAUGACUUGUUCGACAACACUGGCGUCCCCCUCGAGAACCUGGCUCUGCUCAAGGAGAAAUUCCCUGCCCUCACAAUUCGCCAUGUCAUCGCUCCCGACGAUACAUACGAGCUUGCCCACGAUCUCAUGGACCUUCGCAGCACUCAGGCGCUCCUCGAACUCGGGCGGAUCGCUGGCUGGGGCGCUCAGGUGUAUGCGCCUAUGGACGAAGAGGCAAAGUCUGAAGAGUCUUGAGACUUUGGCCUAAGCAGUCGCCACUCCAAGAGAGGCGGAGCUACACGAUACACCUCACUUCCCUCGUUCCUGUCUGUUCUUCGUUGUCCCGAUUUGUAUUGUGGUCGCUGCGAGCCGCUCUCUGCGGACCCUUUUGUUGUUUCCUUAUAAAAAACUGAUCUCGAGAAAUCUUGCCGUCCCGAACCUC
This is a messenger RNA of Toxoplasma gondii ME49, 2185 nucleotides long. RefSeq names its product phospholipase, patatin family protein. Gene Ontology annotation, biological process: lipid metabolic process. The transcript is spliced from 2 exons. Bases 1 to 1998 code for a protein of 665 amino acids. The record is from RefSeq and is a predicted model, not a curated record. Lineage: Eukaryota; Apicomplexa; Conoidasida; Eucoccidiorida; Sarcocystidae.